AUGCUUAUCUACAAGGAUAUCCUCACCGGUGACGAGCUCAUCUCCGACUCCUACGAUCUCAAGGAGGUCGAUGGCAUCGUCUACGAGGCCGACUGUGCCAUGAUCGAGGAGGGCGGCGUUAACGUCGACAUUGGUGCCAACGCUUCCGCCGAGGAGGCUGCCGAGGAUCUCGAGGACCAGGUCGUCAAGGUCAACAACAUCGUCAGCUCUUUCCGUCUCCAGGAGACCUCUUUCGACAAGAAGAGCUACCUCACCUACCUCAAGGGUUACAUGAAGGCUGUCAAGGCUGCUCUCCAGGAGAAGGGUGCUUCCGCCGAGGAGAUCACUGCCUUCGAGAAGGGUGCCCAGAACUAUGUGAAGAACGUCGUCCUUGCCAAGUUCAAGGACUUCGAGUUCCUUACUGGCGAGUCCAUGAACCCCGACGGAAUGGUUGUCCUCCUCAACUACCGUGAUGAUGGUGUCACCCCCUACAUCACCGUCUGGAAGCACGGUCUUACCGAGAUGAAGGUCUAA
Fusarium fujikuroi IMI 58289 is the source of this 513-nucleotide messenger RNA. Its product is annotated as probable IgE-dependent histamine-releasing factor. Gene Ontology annotation, molecular function: calcium ion binding. Gene Ontology annotation, cellular component: cytoplasm. Bases 1 to 513 code for a protein of 170 amino acids. NCBI's taxonomy places the organism in Eukaryota, Fungi, Ascomycota, Sordariomycetes, Hypocreales, Nectriaceae. The record is from RefSeq and is a predicted model, not a curated record. The transcript has 5 exons.